AUGUGCGAUGAGCAAGAGAUGUGUGAUGAGCAAGAGAUGGGCGAUGAGCAAGAGAUGCAUCUGAGAUGGUGCUGGUUACAGGUUUUCCAGGGCGGUGAGGGCACUGAUGCUGUCGGGCAGCGGGCCAGAGAUGUUAUUUCGUGCUAUGCUCCUGGGGCAGGGGAGGGUGGGUGGGGUUGGCGGUGGGAAGGGAAGGGAGACCGGAGAUCACAUAAGAGGGAGGGGAGGGUUUUAUCAGUGGACAGAGAAGGUGGGCGGGGGAGGGAGGAGAUGGGCGUGGGAGGGAGGAGAUGGGCAUGGGAGGGAGGGGAUGGGCACGGGAGGGAGGGGAUGGGCAUGGGAGAGAGGAGAUGGGCAUGGGAGGGAGUGUAG
Messenger RNA from Closterium sp. NIES-65, 372 nucleotides. The record is from the annotation of a GenBank genome assembly. NCBI's taxonomy places the organism in Eukaryota, Viridiplantae, Streptophyta, Zygnematophyceae, Desmidiales, Closteriaceae.